This is a messenger RNA of Cryptosporidium ubiquitum, 486 nucleotides long. RefSeq names its product RRM domain-containing protein. The coding region runs from base 1 to 486 and encodes 161 amino acids. The transcript has a single exon. NCBI's taxonomy places the organism in Eukaryota, Apicomplexa, Conoidasida, Eucoccidiorida, Cryptosporidiidae. The record is from RefSeq and is a predicted model, not a curated record. Gene Ontology annotation, molecular function: mRNA binding.
AUGAAUACAGAAAAAGGGGAUCUGUCGUCAUUUUUAAGUCAACCAAAAAAACGUUUUAGAAAAGCGGCAGGCCAGGUUUGGGUGGACAAUACUUUGGAUGAGUGGCCAGAGAAUGAUUUCAGAUUAUUUUGUGGAGAUUUGGGGAAUGAUGUCACUGAAGAGGUGUUAGCAAACGCGUUCAAAAAGUAUCCUUCUUUUGAGAAGUGUAAAGUUAUUCGAAAUAAACAUACUGGGAAAACUAGAGGUUAUGGAUUUAUUUCAUUCACAAACCCAAACGACAUGUUACAUGCAAUGAAGGAGAUGAAUAGGAAGUACGUUGGAAGUAGGCCCAUAACUCUAAAGAGAUCUAAAUGGAAAGAUAGGGAAGUAGAUUCUGACAAGAAUAAAAAGUUUGACGAAAUGACUAAAAGAAAUGAAUCAACAAAUUCUUUAUUUCAGGAUUACCAUAAGGAAUACAAAAAGAGAAAAUAUCUAGAUAGGCAUUAG